Molecule: messenger RNA, 950 nt
Organism: Hordeum vulgare subsp. vulgare (domesticated barley)
Lineage: Eukaryota; Viridiplantae; Streptophyta; Magnoliopsida; Poales; Poaceae
Exons: 3
Coding region: 258-950 (230 amino acids)
Source: RefSeq, a predicted model, not a curated record
AGACCAACCAGAAUUCAUCACUUCUAUAUCUACUUCGAAUGAGUGGACAAAUUUUCGGAAUGGUCUUGCUCAGAGCAUGUAUAAUAGACAUAGGGCUGCUAGGGCGCAUUGAGGUAUAAACUAUUUGUGUUUGUUCAUUUUCUUUCUCUAUGUUUCUUUUAGUUUUAAUAGAUAAGCUAUGAUUGCAUCACAUUUGCAUUUGUUUUCUUUCAUAUAUAUUUGCCAUCUCAUUUGUAGCCAUUCUUUCUUGUGUAGAUAUGGACCGCGUGGAUAGCUCAACCACGUUGCGUGGAAGAGGCAGGAACAAAAGGAAUUGGACUUCCGAUGAGGACGAUGAGCUAAUUAAAGCCUUGUAUGAGUUGUCUUUGGAUCCGAGGUGGAAAUCCGAUGGUUCAUUCAAAGGUGGGUACUUGGCAAUAUUGGAAAAACAUCUUGCUGAGAAGUGUCCAGGCCGUGGUAUCACCGGAGUUCCACACAUUGAAUCAAGAGUGAGGCACUUCAGGAAGAAAUUUGGUGCUCUUGAAGUAAUGAUAUCCAAAAGUGGUUUUACAUGGGAUGGAAAUAGGAAGAUGAUUCAAUGCGAGAAGGCACAAUAUGAAGAACAUUGUAAGAAUCACAAUGAGGCUAAGGGAUUGUAUGGUGUAUCAUUUCCAUACUUUGAGCAAUUGGCUGCUAUCUAUGGCAAGGACAUUGCAACAGGGGAAAAUGCUGAAGGCUUUGGAGAGGCAGUCGGAAACUUGGAGAAGGAAAUUGCUAUGGAGGAAGAAGAAAAUGAGGAAGAGGAUAUGAUCUCAACAGGGACAGCUAGACGGUCCAUUGACACUUGCUCUAUUGAUACAACUAGUUCUAAGAGACAAAAGAAGGAGCCAAGGCCAAAGAGGGCGACGGGAACAAGCGAUCCUUUUGCAGCCAUGCUUCAAGAUGUCAACAACCAGCUAAACAGUCAAUGA